Capsicum annuum is the source of this 2228-nucleotide messenger RNA. RefSeq lists its product as uncharacterized. The record is from RefSeq and is a predicted model, not a curated record. The transcript is spliced from 3 exons. Gene Ontology annotation, biological process: RNA processing. Bases 847 to 1923 code for a protein of 358 amino acids. NCBI's taxonomy places the organism in Eukaryota, Viridiplantae, Streptophyta, Magnoliopsida, Solanales, Solanaceae.
UUUUCUGUUAAAUAAAUAAAUAAAUAAAUAGUAAAUAAUAGAAUUGUUCUUAGCUUUUCGGUGUAUAUUGAUCACAAAUCUUAGACUUUAUAUUAUUAGGAUAAGUCUGAAUAGUUUUAAGUUUUUGGGGAUUUUUUUUUAUUUUGUGUGUAUAUAGGAGUAACAAUUUGGGUUUGGGUGGGUUGUUUUUGUUUUUCCUUGUUAAUCAAGUAAUCUAGUUAUUAGGCUGGAUUAGUGUUUGCCUUUUUAUGAGCUGUUGAUUCUUGAUUUGGAGUGUUGUGUAAGAAAUUUUGGUUGUAUUGUGUGAUUAAAUGAUGGGUAUUGAGUAAAGUUUGGAUCUUUAUUGUUAAAAAGGGGUGUUUUCGUUGUUGCUUUGUCCUUGUGGUGAUUUGGGAAAGUUUGGAAGAUUGAAAGUUCAAGUGGGGUUGUUGGAUUUGUUGAGAUUGUGUUAAGUUGAGUAGUUUUGUAGUGGAAAGUUUGUAUCAUUAUUGUUAAAAAGGGGUUAAAAGUUCAAAAGUGUAUUUGGGUUUGUUGAAUUUAUUGAGAUUGCAUUAAUUUUGGGUGUGUUGAGUGGUUUUGUGGUGGAAAGUUUGAAACUUUAUUGUUAAAAAGGGGUUCUUUCUUUGUUUAUUUUUUGUCCCUUUGCUUUUUGUGGUGAUUUGGGGAAGUGUGAAAGUUCAUUUGGGUUUGUAAGAUUUAUUUAGGUUGUGUUAACUUGGGUGAGUUGAAUGGUUUUGUGGUGGAAAGUUUGAAUCUUUGAAGUUGGAGAUUUGGUGGGGUGUAAGAUUAGUUAGUGAAAAUGGUUGAAUCAAUUCGUGCAAUAUCACUUAGGGAGGGUACCAGUUUAUGGAGUUUGUUAUGGGAAAGAUCUGUCGAGUAAAUGGAAGGCAAUUGAUGUAUGUGGUAUGCCUUCUGCUGAUUUUCGUGGCAGAAAGCACCAUAAUGGGUAAGAAAUCAUCAAGAAAGAAAGGAGAUGGUACAACACUUGGUUCAAUUACAUUAAGAGAAGAAUUUGAUGGCAAGAAAAAACAAAUUCACGUUAAUGCGAAAUCGAUGCUGAAAUUGGAGCAUAUAAAGAAUCUUGCUACAUGGGCUAGUGGUGAAGCUUCUAUUCCUUCACUUGGUGCGUUUUUUGGUCAGAGAUUAGCUGCAUCAGCCGAGUCUUUGGGUGUUCUUCCUGAUCCUUCCUUAUUUACUUGUCAAAGGUGUGAGUCUAUCCUUCAGGCUGGCUACAACUGUACAACACGGAUUGAGAAGAACAAAAGAAAAGCACGAAAGAACCGCAAGAUGUCUGGUAUUCCCCCAAAGAACUAUGUUGUAUAUGAGUGUCAUUUCUGCUCACACCGGAAUGUAAAGAGAGGAACCCGAAGAGGCUAUUUGAACGACCUAUAUCUUGCCAAACCAAAAACUUCAAGAGUUGACCCUACUAUAUCAGCAAUUCGAAAGUCUGAACAGUUGGAUACAUGUAUUGAUAAGGCAAAAGUUGGUCCUACUAAAUCAGCAAAGCAAAAGUCUGAACAUUUGGAUACGUUAGUGACUAGUAUCAAUAAGGCAAGAGUUGGCACUACUGAAUCAGCAACCCAAAAGUCCGAUCAACAGUUUGAUGUCUCAGGGGGUAAUACCGAUGAAAUUAAUGAGACAGAUGUAAUAGUUUCAUCUGAAAUAGUUUUAGAUGAUCCUAUGGCUAGUCCUGCUACUCCAAUUACUUCUCUGUUGGACUCGAAAAAGAGGAAAAGAAAUAGAACAGGGUCCAAGAAAAAAGUUGAACCUCUGGAUGUUUCUUCCAUAACAAAUGCUGAGAAGACCUUCGCGACAUCCAAUAAGCGAAAGAAGAAUUCUUGGACUAGUUUGAAGGAAAUUGCGGAAAGUCAGAGUGGGAAUAGCAGGAAGUUCCCCAACAUAUCUGUUCCUUUUGUUCUUUAAUUGUAAGAAUUGUAUUGUUGCCUGUUGACCCUUUAGUGUUGAUACAAUCAUACUCCUGCAAGUUGUAAGAGUACUUAUGUAUGCAAGGGUGGCAAUGAACUGCAUUACCAUUUCUAGAUGGGCCAAAAAGGAAUAGCUAGAAACAUUUCUUAAGCUAGGAGUAUUUGAUGUUAAGUUUACAUGUCUUUUUUGGUUAUUUAAUUUAAUUAGUUGAGGAUAUUUUUGACUUGUACACUAUAUUAGUAUUUUCAAGCUACUUGGUUAGUUAUAAGGUAUUUAUUUUUGUGCUAGGAAUAUUUUACGAA